This is a messenger RNA of Euleptes europaea (tarantolino), 751 nucleotides long. RefSeq names its product cyclin Q (gene CCNQ). The transcript has 5 exons. Gene Ontology annotation, molecular function: cyclin-dependent protein serine/threonine kinase regulator activity. The record is from RefSeq and is a predicted model, not a curated record. NCBI's taxonomy places the organism in Eukaryota, Metazoa, Chordata, Lepidosauria, Squamata, Sphaerodactylidae. Bases 5 to 751 code for a protein of 248 amino acids. Gene Ontology annotation, biological process: regulation of transcription by RNA polymerase II. Gene Ontology annotation, cellular component: nucleus.
GCAGAUGCUUCGGGACGGGCCGAAGUUUAUGGAUCCCACCGGGUUGCAGGAGGCCAGCCGGAUCCCUCCCGAUGCCAGGACGCACUUCAAAGUCUGCAGGUUCAUCAUGGAGGCAGGCGUGAAACUGGGCUUGCGCUCCGUCCCCAUUGCCACAGCAUGCUCCAUCUAUCACCGCUUCUUUACGGAGGUGCCUCUGGAAUCCUAUGACCCCUACCUGGUCGCCAUGGCUGCCCUGUACCUGGCCGGGAAGGUGGAAGAGCAGCAUCUGCGGACAAGGGACAUCAUCAAUGUGUCCCACAGGUACAUGCAUCCGCGGAGUGAGCCGCUGGAGCUGGACACCCUCUUCUGGGAGCUGAGGGACAGCAUCGUCCAGUGUGAGCUGCUCAUGCUGCGGGUGCUCUGCUUCCGGGUCUCCUUCCAGCAUCCUCAUAAGUACCUGCUACACUACUUGCUGUCUCUAAAGCACUGGAUGAACCGGCACAGUUGGGACCGGACCCCGGUGGCGGUGGCAGCCUGGGCCCUGCUGCGGGACAGCUACCACCGGCCGCUGUGCCUGCAGCAUGCCCCGCAGCACAUCGCCGUGUCUGUCCUCUACCUCGCCCUGCAGUGUUACGGAGUGGAGGUGCCCGCCGACACUGAAGCUGAGCGGCCGUGGUGGCAGGUCUUCAGUGAGGAUCUCUCCAAGGACGUCAUUGACCAAAUCGUCUUGGACUUGAUACAGAUUUACACGCUGGACACGGAAAUCGCCUAA